AAUAUAAACAAUAAAUAUUUUGUUUUGAUAUUGAAACCGAGUUACAGUGCAGUGAUAUAAUUUAAAUAUUACUUAUUGAAGUAGUUUUAAAAGAAUCGGUAUAAUUAUCGGGUACAUUUGUAUGUCAUAAGGCAGCUUUAAAAUUCGCUCUUGUUUAAGCUUGAAUGUAUACCCGGUUUAGCAGAAUCAGCAGUCUGCUGUUGUUUUCGUCAGAUCAGCUGAUUAAUUCGGUAAAUUUGCGUAAUUUAUCCAGUAUGAGAUUCGCUGAAAAUCCCAAAAUAGCGAUCGCACAGAUGCGAUCUACCAACGAUAAGCAGCACAAUUUGAGCCAGGUGAAAAGUAUCAUUGAAAAGGCAAAAAGCCAGGAAGCUAAGUUUGUUUUCUUUCCGGAAUGUUGUGAUUACGUGGGAAGCAACCGAGAAGAAACACUAAAACUGUCGGAGCCUUUGACCGGACAAACGGUAAACGAAUACCUACGACUCGCCAGAGAUAACGAUCUCUGGAUUUCGUUCGGUGGAGUUCACGAAGCUAUUCGUGAUAGUGACACGGGCGAAGGCGAGGUUAAAAACAUUUAUAACACACAUAUUGUUGUUGAUAACCGGGGGACGAUAGUAGGCAAAUAUCGUAAGUUACACAUGUUUAAUGUAGUGACGCCGGAGUUUAAAUUUCGGGAAUCUGAAACGGUGCGUUCGGGCAGCGCACUGGUUCCUCCGAUUGAGACUCCAAUAGGCAGGCUGGGAUUGCAGAUUUGCUAUGAUGUACGUUUUGGAGAAGCCAGUACUCUUUUGCGGAAACAAGGUGCGGAAAUUUUAACCUAUCCGUCUGCGUUUGCCGUGUCCACGGGUAAAGCUCACUGGGAAGUACUGUUACGGUCACGGGCUAUCGAAAACCAGUGCUUUGUGAUAGCGGCGGCUCAGAUAGGUUUUCAUAACAAAAAACGAGAAAGUUACGGCCACGCGAUGGUUGUUGAUCCAUGGGGAACUGUACUGGGCGAAGCUGGCCAGCAAGAUCUAGACGUGGUUGUGACGACUCUGGACUACGAUCGGAUGAGUAGCGUAAGACAGAAUAUGCCCUGUUUCGAGCAUCGUCGUGACGAUGUUUACAAUUUAUCUUAUUGUAACGCGAUGCCAGGGGUGCCACUUCAGGAACAAAAAUAUUUUUUCGGAGGAAUCGAUAUACCGAAGGAAACGAUUUUCUUCUCAUCGGAGCAUAGUUUCGCAUUUGUUAAUAUUCGCUGUGUCGUUCCGGGUCAUGUUCUAGUGACUUCGAAGCGUCCUGCGUUUCGGUUACCCGAUCUGACCCCGACAGAGAUAAAUGACUUUUUUCAGACUGUCUGUAAAGUCCAGAAAGUUGCGGAAAAGUUGUACGAUGCCAAAUCAACUACGAUAACCGUGCAGGACGGUCCGGAUGCAGGUCAAUCGGUCAAUCAAGUACACUGCCAUAUUCUACCCAGACAUAAGGGUGAUUUUUCGGAGAAACGUCAGUUUUAUAAAGAGUUCAACCAGCAUGACAAGGAUCCAAAACAGCCACGGCGAUCGUUGGAGGUAAUGAAUGCCGAGGCAAAAAAGUUUCGAGAGGAGUUUCUGCGAAUGUUCUGAGGUAGCGGGACAAAUGUUCAGAAUCAACUAUUUUUUUUUUCCGCAAAAUUCUACAAAGAUACUAAAGCGAAUUAGAGUUUAAGAUAUUUUAAUUUAAUGCCAAAAAUGUGAAAAAAAAAUCUCAGGGAAAAAAUGAAUCGAUCGCACAAACAAUCGCUGUGAGUUGUUUUCCUUAGUAGUAUACAUUCUUAGACGUUCUAGUUUCCACGAAACGUGCGGCGGCUCGGCUUCCCGAUCUAACGCCAGCAGAGAUUAGCGAUUUUUUUCAGUCCAUCUGUAAAGUUCAGCAGGUGGCCGAAAAGUUGUACGAUGCCACAUCGUCGACGGUAACUGUG
This is a messenger RNA of Wyeomyia smithii (pitcher-plant mosquito), 1933 nucleotides long. RefSeq names its product nitrilase and fragile histidine triad fusion protein NitFhit (gene NitFhit). Gene Ontology annotation, molecular function: bis(5'-adenosyl)-triphosphatase activity; hydrolase activity, acting on carbon-nitrogen (but not peptide) bonds, in linear amides. Gene Ontology annotation, biological process: nucleobase-containing compound metabolic process. Bases 165 to 1598 code for a protein of 477 amino acids. The transcript has 4 exons. Lineage: Eukaryota; Metazoa; Arthropoda; Insecta; Diptera; Culicidae. The record is from RefSeq and is a predicted model, not a curated record.